CGUCUCCGCCCAGCCGGCGGCGACUCAGCUAGAGCGACAGCAGGACCAGCCGUCCGCGGAACCCAGCGGGCCGCCGCCGCGAUGUUCCCCCGAGAGACGACGUGGAACAUCUCGUUCGCGGGCUGCGGCUUCCUCGGCGUGUACCACAUCGGUGUGGCCUCCUGCCUCCGCGAGCACGCGCCCUUCCUGGUGGCCAACGCCACGCAUAUCUACGGCGCCUCGGCCGGGGCGCUUACCGCCACGGCGCUGGUCACCGGGGCCUGCCUGGGUGAGGCCGGGGCCAACAUCAUUGAGGUGUCUAAGGAGGCCCGGAAGAGGUUCCUGGGCCCCCUGCACCCUUCCUUCAACCUGGUAAAAACCAUCCGUGGCUGCCUGUUGAAGACUCUGCCUGCCGAUAGCCACGAGCGUGCCAGUGGGCGCCUGGGCAUCUCUCUGACCAGAGUCUCGGAUGGCGAGAAUGUCAUUAUAUCCCACUUCAACUCUAAGGAUGAGCUCAUCCAGGCCAACGUCUGUAGCACCUUCAUCCCUGUGUACUGUGGUCUCAUCCCUCCCUCCCUCCAGGGGGUGCGCUAUGUAGACGGCGGCAUUUCGGACAACUUGCCACUCUAUGAGUUGAAGAACACGAUCACAGUGUCCCCCUUCUCGGGCGAGAGUGAUAUUUGCCCACAGGAUAGCUCCACCAACAUCCAUGAGCUCCGGGUCACCAACACCAGCAUCCAGUUCAACCUGCGCAACCUCUACCGCCUGUCCAAGGCCCUCUUCCCUCCUGAGCCCAUGGUGCUGCGAGAGAUGUGCAAGCAGGGCUACAGGGACGGACUGCGCUUCCUGCGGCGCAACGGUCUCCUGAACCAGCCUAACCCCUUGCUGGCACUGCCUCCUGCUCACCCCCAUCAACCUGAGGAUGAGGCCAAGGAAGAGGCUGAAGAGCGGGCCCAAGUGGAGGGUCGCGUGCAGGCCCCCGGAGAGGAUCACAUCCUGGAGCAUCUGCCGGCCCGGCUCAAUGAGGCCCUGCUAGAGGCCUGCGUGGAGCCCAAGGAUCUGCUGACCACUCUUUCCAACAUGCUGCCUGUGCGCUUGGCCACAGCCAUGAUGGUGCCCUACACUUUGCCUCUGGAGAGCGCUGUGUCCUUCACCAUCCGCUUGCUGGAGUGGCUGCCUGACGUACCCGAGGACAUCCGGUGGGUGAAGGAGCAGACCGGCACCCUCUGCCAGUACCUGGUUAUGCGCGCCAAGAGGAAGCUGGGCGGCCGCUUAUCUGCCAGGCUGUCGGAGCAGGCGGAGCUGCGUCGUGCAAGGUCGCUGCCCUCGGUGCCGCUGUCAUGCGCCGCCUACAGUGAGGCCCUGCCGGGUUGGAUGCGCAACAGCCUCUCGCUGAGGGACACGCUGUCCCGGUGGGAGGACUACCAGCGCCAGCUGCUGCUGGGCCUCUUCUGCACUAACGUCGCCUUCCCGCCCGACGCCCUGCGCAUGCGCACGUCCCCCGCCCCCGCGGACCCUGCGCCCCCUCGCUGAGUGGCCGCAGUGGCGUCCAGGCCCCCUGGGAUCGGUGGGCUGAGGACCGCCCGCAACCUUCCUGCCCCAUGAAUCAGGGCCCGGGGCUGACCAAGACCCCGAUCCCAGCCCGUCUCCGCCACUUUGCGGAGUGAGGAGAUAGGGCCCUCCCAGCCACAAAGAGGGGGCUUUGCUGUGACCCCGCCAUCGCCACUCACUUGCGCAUGGAGUGGGGCGGGGUGCGGAGGAUCCUCCUGGGCCGUGGAGGCCCUGGCUGUGCCUUACCCCUUCAGUGCAGUGUUAUCCAGAGAACUUUGCACCGCUCCUGCAGCCCGUUUUCACAUUUUGCUGAAGAAUAUGUGUGAAGAUUUAUUUAUUUUCGCCAAAGCAGACGUAAUAAAUGCACCACUCAG
Messenger RNA from Nycticebus coucang (slow loris), 1904 nucleotides. It is a transcript of the gene PNPLA2, whose product is annotated as patatin like phospholipase domain containing 2. The transcript is spliced from 9 exons. Lineage: Eukaryota; Metazoa; Chordata; Mammalia; Primates; Lorisidae. The record is from RefSeq and is a predicted model, not a curated record. Gene Ontology annotation, cellular component: cytoplasm; membrane; lipid droplet. Gene Ontology annotation, biological process: triglyceride catabolic process; positive regulation of triglyceride catabolic process; lipid homeostasis. Gene Ontology annotation, molecular function: triacylglycerol lipase activity. Bases 82 to 1512 code for a protein of 476 amino acids.